UAAAAACAACAAUAAAGUCCUAUGUGUUGCUAUGGAGGGCUCCAAGUCCUCUAGUACCACCAUGCAGGUCAGCUUCGUGUGUCAGCGCUGCAGUCAGCCUCUAAAGCUGGAUACAUCCUUCAAUGUGCUCGACCGUGUCACCAUCCAGGAACUUAUUGCUCCUCUGGUCACAGUGACACCAAGCAAGCAGACAGAAAGCAAUGAGGCAGAAAGUGCUCCAGAGGAAACCUUUGUGGAAACAAAGCAAGAUGGCGUCUCAAGAAAAUACAUCCCUCCUGCAAGGAUGAUGUCCACAGAGAGUGCCAACAGCUUCACUCUGAUUGGAGAAGCGUCGGACGGAGGCACCAUGGAGAACCUCAGUCGGAGGCUGAAGGUGACCAGCGAUCUGUUUGACAUCAUGUCAGGUCAGACCGACGUAGACCACCCGCUGUGCGAGGAGUGUACAGACACCCUGCUAGACCACCUGGACACGCAGCUCAACAUCACAGAGAACGAGUGCCAGAACUACAAGAACUGCCUGGAACUGCUGUCCCAGCUGAAGGAGGAGGAGGAGGACAGCCUGUUGCUGGAGCUCCAGAAACUGGGCGAGGAGGAGUCGUCACUGGUGGGGGAGCUGGAGGCGGUGGAAGAGCAGAGGGCUGCCGUGGCCGAGGACCUGGUCCAGGGACGCAGCCACUCCCAGCAGCUAGACACUGAGGAACUGCAGUACCAGAAGGAGUACAGUGAGUUCAAGCGGCAGCAGCUGGAGCUGGAUGACGAGCUGAAGAGUGUGGACAACCAGAUGCGAUACUGCCAGAUCCAACUGGACCGCCUGAAGAAGACCAACGUCUUCAACGCCACCUUCCACAUCUGGCACAGUGGCCAGUUUGGCACCAUCAAUAACUUCCGUCUGGGCCGACUACCCAGUGUCCCCGUCGAGUGGAACGAGAUCAACGCCGCCUGGGGUCAGACCGUGCUACUGCUCCACGCCCUCGCCAACAAGAUGGGGCUACGCUUCCAGAGAUACCGCCUGGUCCCAUAUGGAAACCACUCUUACCUGGAGUCACUUACAGACAAGUCCAAGGAGCUACCACUGUAUUGUUCAGGGGGCCUGCGCUUCUUCUGGGACAACAAGUUUGACCAUGCCAUGGUGGCCUUCCUGGACUGUGUGCAGCAGUUCAAGGAGGAGGUGGAGAAGGGAGACACGGGAUUCUGCCUGCCCUACAGGAUGGAUGUCGAGAAGGGCAAGAUUGAGGACACAGGAGGCAGCGGCGGCUCCUACUCCAUCAAGACCCAGUUCAACUCAGAGGAGCAGUGGACCAAGGCGCUCAAAUUCAUGUUGACCAACCUCAAGUGGGGCCUGGCGUGGGUGUCGUCUCAGUUUUACAACCGAUAGAUGAGGACACACCCUGGGUGUGCCCAUUGACCCUUCUAAAACCACCAUUUCGUCACAAUGUGUGACUCUCAAAAGUUCUUCUUCUACAAUGCUCUCCUUGCUUCCCUAUGAUGUUUUGAGAGGGUGGGGAGAAGACUGGAGGAAGGACUUUUGAGAUUCACCACUGGUGUGUGUUCAAAUCCAAUAAGUCUUGUUUCCUUGUUUGAUUUCCAUAUUGACCGUUUGAAAGGACAAGAUUAAAAACUGUUAAAUUGUACACAUUCAAGUCCACCUAGUCUAGUAGGUGUUAUGAAGGGAGCUAUCUGAGACUUUUGGAGCACAUUCCAGGAUUGAGUCCUAAUAGUAGCUAAGUAGCUUCUGGUUGUGUCUUUUCCUUCAUAUGCACAUAUCUUAUGACACUGGAUAGGUGAAAGCUGUUGUUUCCAAUUGACCUGUUCAAUUCUUAAAGAUCAGUACACAUGAAGGGAAUGAGAGAAGGACACGUUGAACUACUGAGAUGCAGCACUGGAAUGGGUUGUUAUGUAUCACAUGCUUCUUACUUUGCUCCAGAAGCAAAACUGGGGAGUCACGAAUCUGAUUUUCUGCCUAUUUUUCUUAAGUUGGUUUGUGUCUUUGUGGUUCAACUAUACUCUAGCCACAGAAUAAUGUACAUUUAUGUUUUAAUAGUUUUUCUUUUACUGUGCUGACAAGGUAAAAUGUUUUAAGUUCAGCAUGCGUUGGAACAGCAUUGGAACGUUUGCCUUGUCUGUUCUGUCUCCCCACUCGCAGGGUGCACCAAGUGUCUACCGAAAGCUUUGGCGUCAGGAUUAUGCUGUGCUUUUGUUCAUUGGCAAAUUCAACAAGGCAAUCCUUUUACUACAAGUGACAUCUUGGUGUGGAUUUAAAUGUAGACAAGGAGGCUUGUGGCAGUAUUUAAUGCCCAUAUCACUGUAUGAUUUGGUUUUUCAGGUUCAUUACACAUAUGAACAUUCCAAUAAUGGACCCACACAGAAUGCCUUAUGUAAAAGGAUAUUUCCAAUUCUAACAUUUGUAUGAAAAAGGUCAUCAAAUUGUAUAGAUGGUAGACUGAUUUAUUGAUUACGUAAGUAUUCAACCUCCUGAGUCAAUACAUGUUAAUAUCACCUUUGGCAGCGAUUACAGCUGAGAGUCUUUCUGGGUAAGUCUCUAAAUGCUUUGCACACCAGGAUUGCAUGUUAGUCUUCAAGCUCUGUCAAGUUGGUUGUUGAUCAUUGCUUCAAAGCCAUUUAAGUCUUGCCAUAGAAUUUUAAGUCAAAACUAACUGGGGUGCUCUGGAACAUUCAAUGUCGUCUUGGUAAACAGCUCCAGUGUGUAUUUGGCCUUGUGUUUUAGGUUAUCGUCCUGCUAAAAGUUGAAUAUCUCCCAGUGUCUGUAAAGCAGACUGAACCAGGUUUUCCUCUUGGACUUUGCCUGUGCUUAGAGCUAUUCUGUUUAUUUUCAUCAUAAACAUCCUUGCCGAUGACAGGCAUGUAGCCACCACCAUGCUUGAAAAUUUGAAGAGUGGUACUCAGUUAUUUGUUGUUGGAUUUGCUCCAAAUAUAACGCUUUGUAUUCAGGACAUAAAGUCAAUUUUAUUGCCACA
Molecule: messenger RNA, 2975 nt
Organism: Salmo salar (Atlantic salmon)
Lineage: Eukaryota; Metazoa; Chordata; Actinopteri; Salmoniformes; Salmonidae
Gene: becn1
Product: beclin 1, autophagy related
Biological process (GO): autophagosome assembly; mitophagy; late endosome to vacuole transport
Cellular component (GO): phagophore assembly site; phosphatidylinositol 3-kinase complex, class III, type I; phosphatidylinositol 3-kinase complex, class III, type II
Molecular function (GO): phosphatidylinositol 3-kinase binding; protein-macromolecule adaptor activity
Source: RefSeq, marked provisional